This is a messenger RNA of Tachysurus vachellii, 1511 nucleotides long. RefSeq names its product FXYD domain containing ion transport regulator 5 (gene fxyd5). Gene Ontology annotation, biological process: regulation of sodium ion transmembrane transporter activity. The record is from RefSeq and is a predicted model, not a curated record. The coding region runs from base 149 to 697 and encodes 182 amino acids. Lineage: Eukaryota; Metazoa; Chordata; Actinopteri; Siluriformes; Bagridae. Gene Ontology annotation, cellular component: membrane. The transcript is spliced from 9 exons. Gene Ontology annotation, molecular function: sodium channel regulator activity.
UACGAGUGCCAGAAAGAGUGAAAAAAAAAAAACACGAGGUGAAAAAAAGGAAGUAGAAAGAGAAGGGUGUGGCCAAACUACGGUUUGAUUUUGCAGCAUCUGGACUGUUGGACGCUGAAACCUGAAACUGACACACAACCUUUUCAGCAUGGAAACUAAGAAAAUCUGGGAAGGAAGUGUACUAUUACUGUUCUUCUACUUCAGAGCAUAUGCUGGUGGAAAUGUUUCACUCUCGCCGGAUGUCCAACCUUCACUUACCACAAACGUUACAGCCGACACAGAUGGAGAGAAAACAACCAAAUUUGGUACAACUACAUCACCCUUUGAUAUCACUCGCACUAUUGAGAUAGCAGACAUGAAAACAAACACUAUUGCGGUGCAUUCGGAGGACUUGGAAAAUGAUGAAAACACAACCAGUAUCAGUAUGGAAACAACACUAGCUCCACCGGCCACCAGUUUAACAACAAACAGCCAAAGAACCAAUGGUUCUAAAACAACCGUGGUAUGGGAAAUCAAACGGGAUGAAAAGUGGGACAAACCUUUCAAAUAUGAUUAUAGCUCUCUGAGGACAGCGGGGCUAACUAUAGCUGCUGUGCUCUUCGUGUUAGGCAUCAUGGUGAUUUCCUGUGGCAAAGUCAGAUGUGGCCGCUGUUGUAACGCAGGCAAAGGAAGAUCAUAUGAGGUGACCAGAAUGUAACUCAGCAGACGAGCAGCAGCAUCCGACAGACAUCCAGACCCGUUUGCACUGCAUGCCGUGUGUGUUUGUGUGUGUGUGUCAUAAUAAUAAUUAUGAAUAGAAGAACAUGUAAAGAUUUUCUGCCUAUCCCCAGUAAUCAAGCUUUGCUACCUGUGCAUGUACCUGUAUAUUUUCACAAUGUAAACCUGACUUCCUGGUUUGUAACAAAAGAAGUGCGGGAGAAUAGGGACGUGUGCCAUCAUGCUGGAAAGGGCAUCCACUCCCUUCCAGACAAACCACACACACCUCUGACUAACACAUCUCUGACACACACACAUCUAUGAAUGUUUGACUUUGUCUGCUGUCACACCUUUUACACUGCUCCAUGUCUGUGUUUCCUUCCAUAACACACUGCAUUUAUCAGUCUUAUUUAUUGGAAAAAAAAACGUGGAUUUUGUGGCUCAAAAGUGCCCUCAAGAGGCCUAAAAUUCAUUUUGGCACAAAAGCAACAUUUCAGAGUGUCAAAGAAGGAAAUAAAGCUAUUUUAUUUGGAUGAGGUCAUUAUUUGUUUUCAGUGAGUCUUGAAUCCCAUGACUGGUCUCCCAACCUAUUAAGGACUUGUCAAUACUUGUUCACUGCUUCAGAGCUUGUAGGAAAAAAAGACUCUUUUUACAGGUUACGAAACUUCACUAGGGCACAAAGGGUGACUGUAAACAAUGGAAAACAGGAACAUGCUGACGGCAGACAACAGCUAUCAUCGUUGUAAUCUUAGUACUGGAUAUUUCCAUGACUAAAAGAGAAAACAUGUUGAAAUGUUAUAAACAUGUCCAAAAAC